Messenger RNA from Triticum turgidum subsp. durum (durum wheat), 408 nucleotides. NCBI's taxonomy places the organism in Eukaryota, Viridiplantae, Streptophyta, Magnoliopsida, Poales, Poaceae. The record is from the annotation of a GenBank genome assembly.
AUGAAGCUCGUCAGAUUCUUGAUGAAGCUGAACAACGAGACGGUGACCAUCGAGCUCAAGAAUGGUACCACCGUCCACGGCACCAUCAUUGGCGUCGACAUCAGCAUGAAUACUCAUCUGAAGACUGUCAAGCUCACAUUGAAAGGGAAGAAUCCUGUUACCCUUGACCACCUUAGUGUGAGGGGAAACAACAUUCGAUAUUACAUCCUUCCUGACAGCUUAAACCUGGAGACGUUGCUGGUUGAGGAAACACCAAGGGGAAACCUAUGGGUCGUGGGCGCGGCCGUGGUCGUGGGCGCGGUCGUGGCAGGGGGCGCUGAGCUAUGUUAUACCUUGGAAAUUUUGCACUGCAUGCUUGUGUGCAGUGUAAUCUGGUUUCUUACUUGUACGGAGCAAUAUUCUUAUUAG